This is a messenger RNA of [Candida] anglica, 1119 nucleotides long. The record is from the annotation of a GenBank genome assembly. Lineage: Eukaryota; Fungi; Ascomycota; Pichiomycetes; Serinales; Debaryomycetaceae.
AUGUCUGCUAUUUGUGCUGCUCCAACCUGUGGUAAAGAAACCGCAUCAGCAUUGAAAUGCCCAGUAUGUUUGAAGUCUGGUAGUUCUCAUGUCUUUUGUGAUCAAUCAUGUUUCCGUGGUGCUUGGACUUCUCACAAGUCUAUUCAUAAGAAGGAAGAUGGUUCUGAUGAAGUAUAUGACCCAUUCCCAAACUUUGAAUAUUGUGGUGAGUUGAGACCACACUAUCCUCUUACCCCAAGAAGAGCCGUGCCCAAGCAUAUCAAAAGACCGGAAUACGCUGACAAUGGUAGACCAAUAAGUGAAAUCAAAAAUGAUAGAAUAGGUAAGAUUACUAUUUUAACUCCAAAGGAAAUAGAGAAGGUUAGAAAGGUUGGUGCCAUGUCCAGAGAAAUCUUGGAUGCCACUGCAAGACAUAUUAGACCCGGUAUUACCACCGAUGAAUUGGAUGCCAUUUUGCACAAGGAAUGUACAAAGAGAAAUGCCUACCCAUCCCCACUUAAUUACUAUAAUUUCCCAAAAUCCAUGUGCACAUCUGUCAAUGAAAUUAUUUGUCAUGGUAUUCCAGAUCAAUAUGUUCUUAAGGAUGGUGAUAUCAUUAAUUUGGAUGUUACUAUUUUCUACUUGGGACUUCAUUCUGAUCUUAAUGAAACCUAUUACGUUGGUGAUAAGGCCAAGGCUGACAAGGAUACUGUGAAUUUGAUUGAAACCACCAGAGAAUGUUUGGAGUUGGCCAUUGCUAUGGUUAAACCAGGUGUUGCAUUCAGGGAUUAUGGUAAUAUUAUUGAAGAACAUGCCACUAAAAACAAUUGUUCAGUAGUUCGUACUUAUUGUGGACAUGGUAUCAAUCAAUUAUUCCAUUGUCAACCAAACAUUCCACAUUAUGCUAGAAAUAAGGCUGUUGGUAUUGCCAAGCCUGGUAUGGUUUUCACCAUUGAACCAAUGUUAUGUGUUGGUACCUACAAGGAUACUACCUGGCCAGACAGAUGGACCUCAUCCACUCAAGAUGGUAAAUACUCUGCUCAAUUCGAACAAAUGCUUUUAGUUACCGAAGAUGGGGUUGAAGUAUUGACUGCUAGAAAGAGUGAUUCCCCAGGUGGACCAAUUCCAAGAAUCCAAUAA